Molecule: messenger RNA, 3119 nt
Organism: Trichoplusia ni (cabbage looper)
Lineage: Eukaryota; Metazoa; Arthropoda; Insecta; Lepidoptera; Noctuidae
Gene: exp
Exons: 10
Coding region: 1398-2831 (477 amino acids)
Biological process (GO): regulation of DNA-templated transcription
Molecular function (GO): protein binding
Source: RefSeq, a predicted model, not a curated record
CAACUUAAAAAUAUAAAAUACAAGUACACUAACAAAACAAAAAUAAAUUACCAAUAACUCUUGGCCAUUUUAACUCACCCAUUCGCUAGAGAGUAAAACAAACAGUAAGAAGAGAAGAGAAUACACGCACACACAAAGAGUCGGUAAACACUAGAAAUAAUUAAUAAUAUCAGUCAGAAAAAGAGAGUAACAGCAUACAAAAAUAAAUAAAUGAAGGCGGCAACACAAGUAUAAGGACAAAUAUCAGUCAGCUAUAUGAGAAUAACAUACUACAAAUUAUAUUUAAAAAAAAAAAAAAAAGAAAGAGGGUGACAACAAAACGUCAAAUUGACCUGUCAUUGUCAAACUAACCAAACCUAAAACAAUAUGUGAAGUGAAAUGUAAAAAUAAAAACUAACUACCGGCUUAAAAUAAAAACAAAACCGAACUAGGUCGAAAAGUACCGACUUAGCACUCACAAAAAGCGUAACACACGAAAAGGAACUAUAAAAUAAGAAGGUUAAAGCGGAAAGUAGUAAAGAAAAACAAGACAAAAUAUACAUUUAGCGACGCGCCUUCCUCAGCGUCUUCGUCUUCUUGGCAGCAUCUUGUGGAGAAAUGCUAGGCAUUGAAGGCAACGAACUUCCUCCAGCAGUCCCUGCAUCAGCACUAGCGGGAAACAAUGCUAUGAGAUCAUCUAGCUCACCCAUAUUGGAGAUCUUACGACGAGACUUAUCUGCCGCUUGGACGAUGAUCUUCCCUUCCGCGGACCAACAGCUACUUAUCCCAAAAUGUUUCCGGGCAGCAACAAAAACUUGAUGUCGCGUCUUAGUGAGAAACUCAGAUAUUGUGAUACCUGUGCCUUUAAGUAAGGUUUUGUUGUCCCAGACAACACGACGGUGCUCCAUAUCCCUGAAGCGUACCAGCACAGGCCUGGUUUUACCCUGUGAGGCACCAAGUCUGUGGCAAACCUCAAAAAUGUCCAAGCAGGCAUCAUCCACCUUCAUGCGCUUGACAACGACGUCCAGGACAGUCUCGUUGAGCUUCUCGUUGGUCUUCUCUGGAACACCGUGGAACAGCAGGAUCUUCUUACGCAUAGCAGUUUCAUGUUUGUCCAGGGCUCGGGAAAGGAGCUCAGUCUGUGCUUUCAGAAGUUUCAGUGUCUGACAAACAAAACUUUUGAACUCCAGAAAUUCCGUUGAGAGCGAAGCCAGGUCAGGAUGUUUAGGAGCACUGCCAGCAGCAACCUUCAGAAGCUUAUUUUCGUACUCCUGCAUACGGGAACUGAAGAAUUUCUCCAAAUCAACCACGCUCUGUGCAAGUUUGUUGUCCAUGCUUGUGAUGUUUAGGAAAUGUUGUGAUUAUUGCAGUAAAGUGAGCGAAGUUUAGUCCCGUUCGAGGCGGCUGUGGGUGGCGAAAUGGUGUCACGUCGUCGAAUACUUUCGCGUUCCCGCGACGAUCUCACGCAGGCGUUCGCAGCGCCCGCGGAGGAAGAGGAGGAUGUUUGGUACCAGAAGGAUAAACUUUAUAAGGAACACAUACAGGAGGUACUAGACAAAUGGACACAGAUAGACGACGAGAUCUGGGCGAAGGUGAUAGUGUUCGAGAGGAACCGACGCGUUGCCAAGGCGUAUGCGCGUGCGCCUGUCCUCACUAUCAACGGCUCCGACGACGGAUUUGACGGCAUGAGAAUUGGUCUUUGCGGAUUUGACAACCCACACAGAGAUCAGAAAACAGAAGAAGUCAGAAGACACAUAGGACAAGGUGUCAAAAUAAAAAUGGACGAUGCCGGUAACAUACUCAUCAGGCGCUACUCCAAGAGUAGUGUGGCUGUGAAGAGUACGGCUGCCACCAGCAACGAGGAGACGGCUAUCGGGCAGGACAUAGUCAAGCUACCUGGUUACUCAUUGGAACAAGAGAAAAUAUUUAAGUUAUUUGACAUGAAGAAGUUCCAGUCCAACGUGAACCGUGAGUUGCGCCGUUCGUACCCUGACCGCAGGCGGCUGGAGACGCAGUGCCUCAGCGCCAUCUCCUUCGUCAAGACUGACUCUGAUCUCCUCGACUGCCCCAUCUGGGUGCUCAUCAUCAAUGUCGUUGCUAUGGACAUGCUCAAGUCCAAACUGCCACCGGUUCAGAGAUUACUGGACAUCAAGAACCGACCUCGCAUUCCCAUCCCUGACGAGGACCCCUACAGCAUCGCCAGCUCCAACGCCAAUGGUUCAGGGUCGAGCGGCAGUUCCGGAGGCUACGGCCACAAUAAUGGACACGGCGUGGUGGCCGCUACCAGGGAACAACUGAUGAUGCAGAUGGGACAAAGAAGAGGCGAGAAGCCUCCGAAGCUACCGCCAAGGGAAAACGGAUAUGGGCCUGCUGAUAUUCCCAAGGUACGUCAAUACAAACCUGAUUACGAUGACAUAGAAGGACAUGACGGACGGAUGCCAACACAGUUCCCGAGGGGAAAAUCAGAUAAAGGCAAAGACAACAAGAAAUACGAUGAUCCCUACUACUGUGGUCUGCGAGCUCGCGUCCCGAACUUCGUGAAGACUAACGGAGCGAAAGUUCUACCUGCGAUGACUGAGCGCCUGACACUGAAGGAGGCUCCAGUGCCCAGCAAGCGUUACAGCGUGGCUCACGCCCACCCUGGUCCAUUCCCGCCACACAUGGCGCCUUUCGCUCACGCUCCCAUGCCGCCACAGGCUCUGUGGCACGCUCGUUCAUACGAGAGCGGAAUCGACGGGGAACAGCACUAUGACCCUUACGCGCUGUACGGCCGCCUGCCUAUGCCUGGCCGCGGCUUCCCCCCACCACCAGCCCCGCACGCGCGUCACAUGUUCAUUGGAGAAUGGGACUAGAGUGCGAAUCACCUGACACCUGGCAACUUGUAGACUUAAGGACACGAUACUGUCAAAUCGAUAACCGAUACAUCGAUAUUUUGGAACAUGAUUUGUCUAUUUAGAAGAUUUUAAAACUUUUUAUUGAAACGAAUCAUUCGACCAAAGAUCGAAGUCUAUUUUAAAGUGUAGAUUGAGUGAACAAAUUGUAUCGAUAUGACAGUACCUAAUAAAUUGUAAUCACUAUUUUAAAGUUGUAAAUAUUCAAAGAUUUGUAAAAUAAAAGGAAUCACAACUGUGUUUUUCGUC